Ceutorhynchus assimilis (cabbage seed weevil) is the source of this 252-nucleotide messenger RNA. The record is from the annotation of a GenBank genome assembly. Lineage: Eukaryota; Metazoa; Arthropoda; Insecta; Coleoptera; Curculionidae.
AUGUUCAAAAAUUUAGCUUAUGAAGAUUGUCUAAAGCAAAAGACCGCAUUUUUGUCAAUUGAAGAGUUUGGACAUGAUUUUGAACAAGUAGAAGUACUUCAAAGGAAAUUUGAGGAGUUGCAGAAAGAAAUUGCUACUCAAGAAUAUCGUGUAACUGAAGUGAAUGAAUUAGCUGAUAAGCUUCUUCAAGAUGGUCAACCAGAAAAGGAUCAAAUUACCACCAGAAAAGAUGAACUCAACACUGCCUGGUAG